Messenger RNA from Penicillium antarcticum, 1251 nucleotides. Its product is annotated as aminotransferase class I/II-fold pyridoxal phosphate-dependent enzyme. Gene Ontology annotation, molecular function: pyridoxal phosphate binding; transferase activity. The record is from RefSeq and is a predicted model, not a curated record. The transcript is spliced from 3 exons. Bases 1 to 1251 code for a protein of 416 amino acids. Lineage: Eukaryota; Fungi; Ascomycota; Eurotiomycetes; Eurotiales; Aspergillaceae. Gene Ontology annotation, biological process: biosynthetic process.
AUGGCUCCAAUUCAAGCAUCUUCAGCUCCAACACUUGUCGAGUCACUCUCCGCUGCAUUGACACUCCGGGAAACCAAGUCUGCCCGCCGGCGGUUAACCGUUUUACCCCGGACAGCCGUGGACUUCUCGUCCAACGACUUUCUGUCAUUGUCAACGGCGCCCGCUUACCGGGAAAAGUUCUUGGCGCUUCUGAACAACACGCCUCCGUCAUUCCCCUUUGCCAGCGGCGGCUCUCGGCUAUUAGACGGGAAUUCGGCGUAUGCGGAAGAGCUCGAAAACUUUGUCGCGGACUUUCAUCAGGCCCCGACGGCGCUUCUGUUCAAUUCCGGCUACGACGCCAACGUCGGAGUUCUUUCCAGCAUUCCCCAGCCCGGGGAUUUCAUUCUGUAUGAUGAGCUUAUUCACGCGAGUGCUCAUGAGGGAAUGCGUCUCUCCCGGGCGGGAGCUCGGAAGAUGUUCCCUCACAGUUCGCCGGCGGGUUUGAGAAAAGUGCUCCAGUCCCAGAUUGCGGCGGAUCCAGCGAUUCGGAAUGGUAGCCGUAAUGUGUUUGUGGUUGUUGAAUCGAUAUACAGCAUGGAUGGCGAUGUGGCUCCCAUUAAGGAGUUUAUAAAGGUUGUGGAUGACCUGCUCCCUGCCGGGAAUGGAUAUUUCUAUGUCGACGAGGCACAUGCAACUGGUGUAUUCGGGCCAAAAGGUGCUGGAGUAGUCCAGGAACUCGGCGUUCAAGACCGCAUGUUCAUCCGAGUGCACACCUUCGGCAAAGCCCUGGCUAGUCAUGGAGCAAUGGUUCUCUGUGGACCGGAAACAAGAGAUUACUUGAUCAAUUAUGCCCGUAGCCUCAUCUAUACUACCGCGCUAGGAUACCCAUUCUUGGCGUCGAUCCGUGCUGCCUAUGAGCUUCUCUCAUCUGGCGAAACAAUAUCACUACAAAAUCGACUUCAGCAAUUGAUUCGGCAUCUUCGGCAAAGACUUGAUGGACUUCACACCCAUCCAUCUGUCAUGUUCGAGGUUGAUCAUUUCCCCACAUCUCCCAUCAUCUCUCUCCGCACAUCACAGCCAAGACAGCUGGCAAGCUCGUGCCAGGAGAAAGGAUUUAUAGUUCGUGCAAUUAUGCCGCCAACCAUCCCCGACGGAAAGGAACGAGUGCGAGUAUGCUUGCAUGCCGGCAAUACGGAAGCCCAAAUUGAUGGGUUAGUACAGACUAUUCAGUUGUGGCUAGACGAGAGUCGGAAAAAGGCAGCGAAGCUAUGA